Sclerotinia trifoliorum is the source of this 1408-nucleotide messenger RNA. Lineage: Eukaryota; Fungi; Ascomycota; Leotiomycetes; Helotiales; Sclerotiniaceae. The record is from the annotation of a GenBank genome assembly.
GUUACUUAGCACGAGCCCCUCUUUCAUUUCAUAACCCAUUCACAAUUCCCAACCUCUUAUGAAUGUUGAAUGUUCCUUACGGAGUAUUGAAUCAAUCGUCAUCACUUCACCGUAAUUCAAUCCAUUGUACAAUAAAUACAGCUUUUACGGGCAUCAAGCAGCAGUUCAACAUUUCGAGUUCUUCUUUCCUUUGUCUCGGUUGGGAUACCGUAACUCCUUUCGACUUUACAUCAAAUCACAUAAGAUCGCAUAAUAUAGCACAGUCGACGCUGAAUAAACCCUCAACUUCAUCAAAAGCCAAGAAGUGUCCUCAAACUAUCCAUCAUACGGUCUCAUCAUCGCACACAUCCAAAGUAAUCACCAUGCCAGCCCGCCAAGUAAAACGUCCCUACGCCGGCUCUCAGCCUCAAAUAACCUCCUAUUUCACAACCGGCUCCACAUCUCUCCUCGCACCCCUCCCUCCCUCCCAAUAUCAACCCUCUCUUCCACAUCCUAUCCAAUCCUCCCUCCUAUCCGUCGGCAUGCGCAUCCGGAAAUCCGUUCCCGAAGGUUACAAAACCGGCUCCUAUUCCGCCUUCAAUUUAUUCUCAGACAAUACACCCGCCAUCAAAUCACACACAUCUUCCACAUCUCCGGGGUCGACUCCCGCACCAUCGAAAUAUAAAGCCACGAGACCCCGCGCGGGAAUCAGGGAAUUAACGCCCUUCUGCGGGCUAAUGAAGGUUGGGGGGAUGAGUGUACAGGGAUAUAAUGAAUCUGGAGAGGCGAUCGAAGAAGGAGAUGAGGAGGACUACGAAGAUAGGAUCUGGGAUAGUAGUCAAGAGAGUAUGAUGAGUAAUGGUAGUGUCGGAAGUUACGGUGGUGGCACUGGGGCUAAGAGACGAUUUAUCGAUGAUGAAGAAGAGGGCGGAAACAUAUUUGGAGAGAGGAAUGAGGAAAGAGUAUUGGUGGAUGUUGGGGAACGAAGGAUUGCGAUGCCGAAGUCGAGGAAGAGCGAGAAGGGUGGAGGCAACAUGACAACUAGAUUUAAUGGAGAUGAGAAUGCAGAUAUGGAUUUUGGAGAAGCUGAAUUUUUGGAUUAUGGUUUAGUGGAGGAAGUUCAGAUGGGUGGUGUUUAAGGAUAGGAUGCAUGUUAUUGAGCGUCUGGGCAGGUUUGCAUUUUAUGGGCAGCGUUUGCAUAUUUAUCGGCAGUGGGAAUUGUAUUAUGGAUAUCAAUGGUUUGGGAUGAGCCAUGUCAACUGCAUGUUUUGACAAGGCGUUUCUGGAUGGAUUAUGUGAACAUAUUUGCUUGGCCUAGAGCUGCAACAUCUGGACAGCCAGCUGGUAUAUGGUUUGUUUCUGUAUCUUUACACGCAUAUAGCUAUCGUGCAGUAAUAUAUAUAUUUACAUCUACAAUGACUAAUGUCAC